AUUAUUCUUAUAACAACAAUAUAAGCUCGGUACCCAAUACUAUCUUAUCAGUUUGAUUGCGACAUUUCAGACUGGCAGCUUCUGAUGUAGUGAUUCUGUAUUGGGAACCAGUUCGAAAUGGCCCUCUCGAAAAGCCAUCGCGUACUCUGUAAUACCGUCAAUUAUUUUAGGAAAGAAUCGGCCAUAGUGAGAUUUCUUCAUAAAACUUUGCAGUGCAAAAAGUGUUUAACUCCAGAAACAGUUAACCCAAAUUUCAGAGGACUUGAAUAUGCUAUAACCGGACCUCUUCUACAGAAAGCUAUCGAGAUAGAAAGGGAAAUUUCACAGGGACACAAAAAAAAAUUCGAAAAUGUGAUGCGUUUGAAUAUAGGAGAUGCCCAAUCUCUCGGUCAACCUCCGAUAACUUUUCUCCGUCAGGUUUUGACCCUGGUAACUUAUCCAGAUUUGAUGAACGAUAAAACAUUUCCUGAAGAUGCCAAACUAAGAGCUAGAAAUAUUUUAGAGAAAUGUCCAGGUGGUUCAGCUGGUUCCUAUUCAGAUGCAUGUGGAAUGGAAAUUAUACGAAGACAAAUAGCGAAGUACAUAGAAAAAAGAGAUAACGUAGCUAGUCACUGGAGAAAUUGCAUGAUGGGUCAAGGAGCGGCUGACAUGGCAAAGAAGUUUCUGACUAUACUGCAAUUAAGUAAAGAUGGAUUAGAGACAGGUAUUUUAAAUCCAGUACCAGAAUAUCCGUUCUAUUCCUCAACAAUCGCUGAGUUAGGAUUGAAACGAAUAGAUUAUUUUUCAGACGAAGAUAACCAAUGGAAUGUAAAUAUAAAUGAACUUCAGAGAGCCAUAGAUGAAGCUAAAUCCAGGUGUAAUCCUAGAGCUAUUAUUGUGAUCAAUCCAGGGAACCCUACUAGUCAUGUAUUAACUAAAGAAAAUAUGGAAGAAAUAGUCAAAUUUGCUUUCAGGGAGAAUCUUAUAAUUAUCGCAGAUGAAGUUUAUCAAAAUAACGUAAUCAAAGAUGAUUGUGAUUUCAUUUCUUUCAAAAGGAUAUUAAAUGAUAUGGGAAAGCCUUAUAGUGACAUGGAACUAGUCAGUCUUAUGUCUGUGUCAAAAGGUGUUUUUGCAGAAAGUGGAAGUAAAUGUGGAUACGCUGAAGUGAUAAAUCUAGAUCCAGAAAUUCCACCAAUGUUUGUCAAGUCUUUGAGCGCUUCGUUGUGUCCUUCUGUUUUAGCACAGACAACUGUAUAUAGUUUAGUGAAUCCACCCAACCCUAAUGAACCGAGUUAUGAGCAGUUUGAACAUGAGAAAAAUUCUAUUAUUGGUGGUUUGAAGAUGAGUGCUUCUAUCGUUGAAGAGUCGAUACAUUCUUUGGAGGGAAUGAGCUGUAACCCAAUAGAAGGUGCGAUUUUUUUCUAUCCACGUAUAAGGUUACCUCAAGGUGCAAUCGAGAAAGCAGAGAGGAUGAAGUUAUCACCUGAUGAGUUUUACGCUAUGGAAUUAUUGCAAGAAACAGGGAUCUGUGUGGUGCCAGGUUCUGGAUUCAAACAAAAACCGGGUACUUAUCACAUUCGUAUGACCCUACUUUCUGAUCCUAAUAUGGUUCACAAAAUCAUGGAAAGAUUCAAGAAGUUCCAUUUCAAGUUUAUGAAAGGUUUUUCCCCAUAACGAAAUAAUUCUGAUCAAUUGUUUGAAACUUAAUUGAGUAAUACCCGUCAGGCCUCACCUAGAUACCUUAUAUUUAAUGAAUGUAUGUACAUGUUUAUUUUGUAUAUCCCAAUUCUCCUCCUGUAUAGUGGUUAUUGUGUUCCGUAUUUUAAUACUCAUUUUUGAAAUAAAUAUUCCAAAUUCAUUAAAGAAUUAUCAUUUUAA
Messenger RNA from Harmonia axyridis, 1857 nucleotides. RefSeq names its product alanine aminotransferase 1-like. Gene Ontology annotation, biological process: biosynthetic process. The record is from RefSeq and is a predicted model, not a curated record. The transcript is spliced from 6 exons. Gene Ontology annotation, molecular function: L-alanine:2-oxoglutarate transaminase activity; pyridoxal phosphate binding. The coding region runs from base 118 to 1653 and encodes 511 amino acids. NCBI's taxonomy places the organism in Eukaryota, Metazoa, Arthropoda, Insecta, Coleoptera, Coccinellidae.